This is a messenger RNA of Bursaphelenchus okinawaensis, 9459 nucleotides long. Lineage: Eukaryota; Metazoa; Nematoda; Chromadorea; Rhabditida; Aphelenchoididae. The record is from the annotation of a GenBank genome assembly.
AUGGCUGGAGUCGGCGAAAUAACGUCAACUAUUCGACAAGCCGCCAAAGAAGUGUCAAUGGUAAGAUAUUUUAACUGGUUUUGAUGUUUAGGUAACUUCUUAUGAAUAAUCUUUGCAUAAAUCGUUGGUAAAUGGUUAUAACGAAAUUUUUGAUACCAAUUUUGUUCAAAUUUUGGGUAUAUUCCAAAAGUAACGACGAGUUUUUGCGGUUGGUGGCAUGAACAAUAUCGAAAUUUCGCAAAAUCUUCAUUAUAAAAUGGACUUGAUUAGCGAAAGCGGUCUAGUUAGAUUUGGUAGUGCAGUCAGAUUAUGGGGUAGCAUUUGGUACGGUCAGGAGUUUUAUUCGCGACAAUUAAUUGAGUUAUAACUACAUUAAUCUUCCGUAUUUCAGAAGGUUCAACAGAAUUGGUCGAGUUUGCUAUUGUCCCAGCUUAACAUGCACAUUUUGUCGAAUGGAGUUAGUUUGUUUUUGUUUCUUUUUUGUGUUUUUUGUAUUUUAGGUGAUGUUUUAGUUGGGAUUGCUUUUAUUUACCGAAAUUACUUUUUUUCAAACUAAUACCUAAAAUAAUGUAAUGUAUUGAAAGUUUUUAUAAAUGUGAAGGUUGUAUCACGGAAAAGGUAGUUUUGAUACUGUGUUGCAGUUUCCAAGCUUUAAAGUGUUUUAGAGCUCUUCUCGAGUAAUGCGACCGUUUGUUACAUUGAAACAGGACCAAAACGGACAUUCCUUAUAUCAGCCAGGACUUUAUUAUGGAUAUAGUGUAAGUUUCGCCAUUUGGGCUUGCUUUUUAUGUUUAGUGGCCAUUAGGCUCUCAGUUGUUGAUGUUUAGGUUCUCAUCGACUCAGGAUGCCCGUUAUUGGCUUUAUUUGGCAGAAAUGCUAACCGUUUUGAUAAUAUAAGGUAUUAUCAGUAGAUAAUAUAAAAUUAUCAUUCCAGGGCACGUAUCUACCCCCACUUCCAGAACCAGAAAGUUCAUGUUCGGCUACUCCAACUCCGCAAUCAUCGACAUGUGAUUUUACAGAUGAUAACAAGUCAGAUUAUCCUUGCUCCUUGUCUGUGGUAAGAAACGAGCAUCGAAGUAAGACGGGAGAAGGUGAUCGGAAACUGUCUAAAUGUAGGACCAAAAAUUCGCUAAAACGGAAACUUUCGAAGCCAGUUCGAUGUGAUGCUAAGGUAAAGGGGGUUAUAUAACACUUGAUCAGAUAUUUUGAUUAGAUGUAUGUGUUUUCAAUGCUAAUAAAGAGAGGAAAGGUUAUAAUACUCUUUUAGAGGUUAUUAGGGCACAAAUUAUUUUAAAACUGCCUAAUUUUAACUUCCGCUAUAUUAAUAUCGAGUCGUCUGGUUUUAAUGUUGCUAAGAUUAACUAUAUUAAUUUGUAUAAAGGUGUAUUUAUUGACGUAUUUUAGAAGAAGAAGCUAGAAGAACCAGAAGAGGACAUACGACCAUGGCGUCAUUGGGAUAAUGACUUGAAAAGACUGUUCAGCACCUAUAAUGUUAACCCGCACAAAGAAUCUAACAGAUAUUAUAAGCAGUUCGAGAAGCACAAUCAGGAUGUUAUCAUGGUAAGUGGUUUCGGUCAUUUUGUUGAUAACAAUAUACCUUUUAUCUAUAGCGACAUACUUUUAUAUACAACAAUAUAUGUUUACCUAUAACAAUAAAGCUAUAUCUGCCUUUUAAUUACAAUUUUAAUAUACAAAUUGUAAAACAUCAAAUAACUAAAAAUCCAACAAUUUCAGAGCUUCAACCUCGACCGAGAGUCAUUUCGAAUCCCGACCAUACCGGUCCCGGCCCCACCACAAUGUAAAGCCGGCCCAAUGUACAGUCCGAUCGUAGCGCCGCCCCUACCCGUGCGCAUAUCCUUACCUUAGUCUGGUACUCAGCUUUUAUAACUUCACUUUUAUUGUUAUUCGAAUUUCCUUAGCCUAUUUUGUGACCAAAUACUAGAAUAAAAGCUAAAAAAUAUGUUAUUUAUUAGUUUCAUGUUAUUGAAUAAAAUAAUCAUAAUCUAGAGCUUGGUUUUUAUUGUAGAACACUGGUAUCUAUUAGUUUAUGUAAGUAUCUAACUGUAAUGUUAAUAUAAACAUUAAACCUGCAAAUAAAGUCAUAUUUUGUCUAACAAGCAAUAUCGAGUUCAGUCCCGCCACGAAACAUUUCAACAGCCAAGUAUACUCUGGCGUAAUGUCUUAGUUUGGUUUUUAUUGCGAUCUUUUUGAUAACCAACAACAUAAUACCAAAGUUUGUCGAUAAAUCAACAAAGCAGCUUCUUUUUUUCAAUUUUAAAUAUAUGUCUAAAGUUUUCGUUUUUUAAUCAAUGUUAUAAUGGACGAUCGCAUGGAAUAUUCGGCGGAAGACGUUAGUUUGGAUGUUGUAGCUAUGUAGAUUUGGCGUUUACAUCGUGUAUUGGUUUUUUAUAAAUUAUAGACUUGUUGUAACACACUUUUGAGUUAAUUUUGUGGCCUUCCAUUGAUGUUGUGGGUAGUGUUUGUGUCAUUUUUUGUAAUGGGCCUAAUUUUAUUUUGGAAAAAUUUUUCGCUCACUUAAUUUGAUCCACUUUUUGGCCUUUUAAAGGCGCUCUGGGGGUUUUUCCGGAAAGUAUUGUAGUCGACGAUGUGGAAAUUCUGGAAAAAGGCGUCAGAUUCAGGCUAAAAAAGUGGGUUAACUUAUUUUAAAGUGUCGUGUGUAAUAUAAGAGUGUACGGUAAAAACGAAACUAUGAAAAAUCACAGUUGUUAUUGUUUUUACAAUAUCUUAUCGUUUAUAAAGCAAAGGUUAAAUGUAUUUGUCAAAAAAAAGGCUGUAAAUUUUGAAAAAAAUGAAGUUUAUAUUACACUUGUAAAAUAAUUGUUGUACUUUAUCCCAAAUGUUGUAUUUGACGUAUUAUUGGUUGUAAAUAGUUUUAGUACAUUGAAUAUGUUAUAAAGUAGUAUUCUUAUUUAUAGAAUGUAAAUAUUCAUUUGGUUUUAGGCUUCUGAAUUAGAAGAUCCGAACAGACAAGUGUUGCGUCAAGAAAGUGGUCAAAACUACAAUCAAAAUUUUUCUGAAGCUGAGAAGUAAGUUUUUACAAUUUUACGUUGAUCUUUAGGCGAUGUUAACAACAAGCCAUAGGCUGUAGAUGCGAUUGAUUGUCUGGUUUCUUGUCUCGAAGUUUAUACAUACAAUAACAUACCGAAAAAUUCAAAUUUAUCUAUGUAAAGCAAACUUUUCUAGCCCAUCAUACUCUCAGAAUCAAACCUUUUGGACUCCACAACCUUUCGACUUUGGACAGACGUUUUUGAAUCAGCCCAAGGGCUACGGACAUCAACGACAACAUUCCAUAGCUACGGCUGAUCCAUUUAUCGAUUUUCAACCGCAAUCGAGUCAAUUCGCUCAAUAUCAGCAAGGAUUUGGGCUGAAGAACGGUAACGGUAUCUCUCAGUCACAGAACUUUAUUGGUCAACGACAGGUGAGACUUUUAGUAGGGUUUUGGGGCGAAAUGUUCUAGUUGUUCUGAGGGUUAAUAUAAUUUUUUGGAGUUUUAAUAUGGUGGACUUGAAUUCUCUAGCAUUUGUGAUAAUGAUUAGGAUAUUGGUUUUUAAAAACAAUAAUUUUUAAUUUUACUAUGUUUUACUGAAGUUUAUUUGAUAAAUAUAACUUUCCAAGUGCAAGAUCUGAUAGAAAACCUUAUUAAACGCGAAAAUCUGCUAAAAAAACUGACAUCAUUACUCUGUGUAAUAUAUUUAGCAAAAACAGUUUAAAAAAACAAGAUUUUUUUUAAAGUUUAAAUAAAGAAAAUUGAUAAAACAUAAGAAAAUGGCCGAAACAGAAGCGGGGGAGAGUUGUGGUCGAAAGCACUAUUACGAGCGGCAGAGGGCUGAGGUCAGAUCGGGCUUUUCGAAAGCGAUCGAACUUUUUUCUUUUGUUUCAAAAAGAUUUCGAAGGGAUUUUCGAAAAUGUUAUUGUUUUAGAGGUCGUUUAUUACAUGGUUUACGGGGGAUUUAAAAAUUUUGGUUUGUUAUGGUAGCUGAUGUUAGUUGCUUGAUUAUUUUAGUUGUUGUAUGAAAUUUUGUGUUUUAAUUUAGACAUUUGAGUCUUUAAGGUUCAUAUGAUAAAUAGGUUUAAAGGUUUUUUGUUAACAGUACAAAGCUGAAAAAUUACAGCAUAACUAGGGUUUUCAAGGGCUUGGGGUUAGCUCUGGCUCCGGAACAGAGCGGGUAUUUACAGAAAUUGCCAGCGCGGCUCCGAAGCCGAAUUCAAAAUUUAAAAACGGCAGAGCCUAAGAGUGGGAGGGGGGGGAAUGGAAGCUAAAUUUUUUUGGUCUACAGGAAGCUGCUACCUUUGCAGACAUUUUUUCUAUUUUUUUUCAAUUUUUCACGUUCAGUUGCUACCUGUAGAUUUUUUUCGGGUCAGCGCUGGAGGUGAAUCCACCUCUAUUCACCUCUAUCUAUAUCUAUCAAAGCGUAGUAUAUGAUGUUUGUGAUUUGUACCUGAGGUCCGCUUCUUUUUACCAUGACGUGUAUAUGAAAAAGAACGAACGGGCUCAGGGAUAAAUCGCUAAACAUUCGAAAUCAUUGUAAUUAGAGUAGCGAUCACAAGCAAAUAGACAUUAAAAUAUUUACAGUAGAACUCCUGUAUAAUGAAUUGCUGGGGGAUUUUAAGUUUUUUUCGUUAUGAUGGAGUUUUUGUAUAUAGGAGUACAAUUGUAGUACUAAAUAGAAGUACCACUGGUUCUAAUUAUACACAAUGGUAAGCGGUAGCUAAAUGAAAUAGAAGUUGCAAUUGAUAUUGGUCUUGCUUAUAAGAGUUUGUUAAUGAAAAAACUAUGUUUUUACUGAAGGUGGGAUAAAAACACGGUUUAGCUGUAAUAAUGCGAAAACUACGUUUUUACUAUUUUAAAAGUUAGAAGAAAUAUUUUGUAUGUUACAAGUUAGAAAUAUGUCAAAUGCUACAACAUGCCGAGCUUGCAAAGUAGCCUUAUGCAAACCCAAAAACGUAGUGUAAUAUAUGCUAUAAAUAUAAACGUUUUACAACCGGCACGCCCCAAAUGAAACCUCUCUAACUUCGGGCGGGCGAGUUAAUAAUUAGGUGUAAAGCCCGUUAAAGAUAACACCACUUUUACUAUGUCUUCUCUCGUGCCACGGCCAGCGAAGGAAGGAGGAAAAGUUGAGGUCAAAAAUGUAGUUUCGUUUUGGAGGUUGACGUAAAACAAUUGGAAAAGUGAAGUUAAAUGGUACUAAAAAUAAGAAAUACAAACGCAAGAGUUAACUGUAGUAAUAAGAGAUACAAACGGAAGAGUUAACUGUAGUACUAACAAUGGUAAGAAAAAAAUGGAGUGGAUAAAUGUAGAAAAAGCAAUUUCUUAUUAUAUUAGGUUGUUCAGAUAAUUAACACCGAAAAUUUAUUGUAGAGGGGCACAGAAUUAUUUGGACAGCCUAAUAUAAUAAGAAAUUGCUUAUACUACAGAACAACAUAAUAACUAGGCUUAUAAGCAAAAUAUACAUUAUAGUCAACAAGAAACUUGCUCUCGCUUUGGUUAAUUGCACGUGGUAGCUGUUCCAUUGUUAUAGUCAACGCUUUUAAAAGUAAACUCUCAUUAUAGUCAACAAAACACUUGGACAGGUUAGAGUUAACGGGACAGUACUAGAAAACCAUUGGUAAAGAAAACACUUGCCAUUAUCAAAAAAAUUUACCAUUUCUUGUUCUUACCUCCAGGGGGAUCUAUUAGAGGGAGGAAGGGGUGAAUGGAGGUGGAGCUUUAACACUGUCGAAGAGAAAACUGUAGCGUGUUUUGUAAAAAACAUUUUUGCCAUUUUGUGCUUUGUAAAGAAAGUUCUUGCCAUUUUUUGUUUUGUAAAGAAAGUUCAUGCCGUUUGUAUCAAAACAAGCUGAUUUAAUGCUCUCCAAGCUGCGGGAGACAAGUUAUACGAUAAAAACUAUUUUUCGUAAAAUUUCGCAGUUUUAAAGUUUUAUAUUGUGAGCUACGACACUAUUUAACAUUGGUGCUGCACUGCAGGUACAAAAUUUUUUUCUAUGAAAGCAAAAAAUUGAAUCCCACAUUAUAUUGAUAUAUGUUUAACAUGUUUAAUUCCAAAAUAUUACGGUAAUUUGCAACAAGAUAAAAAACUAGUUUCAAAAAAUCGAAAAAUGACACCAGAUAUCAAAGUGUAAUAUACAUUAUUAUCGAUUUCUGUAUUUAGCCGUUACAAUUAAAUAAUAAGUUUAUUUUUUUAUAUAUUUUGAACAUUUUAAGCUUGUUUUAAGCAUAAACAAGUUAACUACAAUAUCCAAAAAAAGUGAAACUCAUUAAGAUUUUAACUAAAUAAUGAAUUUUUUUAUAAUAUUAUUUAAACACAAUGAGUAGACAAGGUUUUUAAAACCCAAUGGCAUAGAUUAUUAUAUAUAAUCUUUGUCAAACAGUAAUGUGUCGAUUGCUUUCCAUUUCAAGCUGUUUCGCACUUUGUCAACCUUUUUGUAUCCAUAUCGCUUCAUUUCUUCAGAAAAUCGACAAUGGAUAGCUUCUAUACUUUCUUCAGCAAGAGCUCCAAUCAUUCUAUUCUUCCGUGCAUAUGGUCCUAUAUGCAUUAGUACGAUAUGCACUAAUGCACUUCUUGAUGCUCCGCCAAUGGCUUAAAGGCUUUGAGCUAGCUUCAUCGUUUGACAACACUUGUAGCCCGAGUGUUUACCACUUCGGCAGUAAAGCACCAUUAAUUCUUUGUCCGAUAGGUUCUUCUUUGUUGAUGAUACGAUUUUGCAUCAUUCAUUGAUGAUUUCUAUACCUUUACUGAUCUUUUGGUAGCCUUCUGAAGUGGAAAUUUUUAAAAAGUUGAUUAUAAUCAAUAAUACAAAUAACCUACUUGAUAAUGCAUCAAUUGAAGUGCACAUCCUCUUAAUAUUGUUUCCGUGGAAGCGGCUGUAGAUAAUCUUCUCCUCAUGGCAAUCAACGUCUACCUGGAAUUGCUUCAGAACUACAUCAAAGCGUUCUUGUUCAUCAACUGAAACACAAUUUUUUUUGAAUAGUAAGUUUCCUAUCUUGAUCUUGCUGUGAAGAAUUGGUGGGACAAUCUCAGGUAUGUCAACAAUCUUUUCUUUCCUCUUCUUAAGUUUUUUGUCCUUUUCAAUGGCUUAUUCUACUCUUUUGUCGGAUCUGGGUUCAUAUACUUCUAAAUCAAUGGAUUCUUUGCUUUUGGACCCCUUUAUAAAUUUUUUCGAGCACCAUAUGCAAGGAAAGGCAAUACCGCAGCUCAACCCAUUAACGGUGGCCAAAAAUGAAUAGUCGCCUCCAACAUAAACAUUGUACUUUUCAACGAUAAGUUCAAUGCUUGAUGAUCUUGAUUUACGAGCCAAUUCUAACUUCAAAUGUCGCUCUUGUUGUUUUUCUCGCCAUUGGUAAAGAACAGUACACGGUUUACCACGAUUCAUUUCACCAUCGUUCGUUAUUUCUUCACUUGCUUCAGCCAUCACCAUGUACAAUGUGGGAUUAUUUUUAUGGUUACUCCGGAUCGCAAACAUUUGCCAAUGUUAGGAUUGAGAAUUUUAGCUUUUUGUAGGUUGGCCAAGUUGAUCUUUUUUCGUUUCGAAGCUGGAGGCAUCUGAAAUAAAUAAAAAUUUAUAUUAUCUAUGAUAAUAGACCACAAUUUUAGUUUUUUUGGAACUACAUUUUUUUGGUAAUUUAAAUUGACUUGAAAAUUGGGGUACACAGCUAAAAUUAUGUUGUCUAAAAGCUGUGGGAUUCCAAAAUUUAAAAUUAUAGACAGUUUUGCAGAUCUAAAAUCGAAUUUUACGAAAAGUUCAAUUUUCAAAUUAAUAUUUUUUUACUUUCCCAAAACUUAAAAUUUUUAAAAAGUAGAAAAAUAGAAAGUAAAAACACUUACCUUCGUAAUGCUGGUUCUUGUUUAGGCCAAUGUUGCUUGGUUUUCCAGCAACGAACAAAAAUGUAACACGUACAAUAAAAAAUUUCUAAUUUUUCGCGAAAAAUUCCCUUUCGAUUAUUUUGUACCUGCAGUGUGCUGUGAAUUCGUCAGAUGCAGACUUUAAACAGUAGUCAAAACUGUGACGCAAAAUUUGAAUCUAGUAUUUAUGGUAUUGGCACGUACUUGGACAACCUUUAAAAUUUUAAGAAUUGCAAUUAAUUUUGUUGUAAUUUAAAACAUUUUUUUGGAAUUUUUGUGCAAAGAACUCCCGAUACAAUGAAUUGCAAGGGAAUUCAAAAAUUUUUUACUAUGUUUCGUUACAUCAGGAGUUCUUUUAUUUAAGAAUCAGAGAAAGAUUUUUUUCUACAGGUUCGAAAAAUGCUAUACGGGGGUUUUGUUAUAAGCGGAGUUAUUAGCGAGGGUUCACUGUAUUUUAGAACAGUGUAAAAAGGGUUUUUUAAUAAUAAAAACAAAAAAAUGUUUAAAAUCGACGCCAGCUUGUUUUUCUUUGAAAAAGUGUAGAAAAAACGCAGAUUCAUACUUAUAGACCUAAUAUAACAGUUUAUAAGGGAAUUUUAUAGCUCUACCUUUUUUUAUUUUUUUAAAAGUUAAGAUUUUCUUUGUAUUUCUUUGACCAAAUAAAAUUUUAAAGUUAUUUUUACGUUAAGAAUAAUUAAUUUUGAACGUGAUAAUCUCAAACUUAAGCGUUCUUAACCAGAUUAUAUUUGCGUUCUUCAUUUGCCUUUAAAAUAUAAUGUUGUUUUAAAAGAGAAAUAAUGGCAUGUUUUUGGCUUGAAGGGGAGAUAGAAGGUCAUUUUUUGGUGUAACAUUUAAGAAAUUGAGGAUUUUUGAGUGGUAUUAUUAGAAUGAAAGCUUUGAGGUUUAAUAUACAGUAAUACUGUUGUAGAACCACUUUUUUGGAGUUUGAAAAUUCGUUAUUUAAAAACAAAAUCGUAUGAACAACUCUUACAAACCCACAUUUUUCAGCAAUCACUGCCAGAACGUUCGGUACCCUACUACUACGUCGAACACCCACUCCCCGCCAAACACCCAUACCGAGGACCAAUGUCCACCUCCCAAGUCGCCACCUCUCAUCAUCGGCCACAAAAGAAGGACGAUCACACGGCCUUCCCAUCAACCUCAAACACCCAAAUGAUUCAAUCUCAAAUGGAUACAAGUCAGAUGGAGCAGAAGAAAAAGGAGAUCUACGUCUAUUCCUCACCCUUCAAUCUCUAUGGAAUGGCAUGGUCCACAAGGCCGGAGCCGGAAAACAAGUUUCGACUGGCUGUGGGAAGCUUCAUCGAGGAGUACAAUAAUAAGGUAGAGUGUUUUGCUUAUGAAGUUGGGGUGAUAUGUUUCAUUAUUAUGACAGUAGUCAAUGCCGAAUAGAUGAUAGGUUAAUAAUAUUAUAAAAGCCAAAAUAAUCAAAACUAAUCUAAUUUUUAUAUUUUAGAUAAGCAUAGUCCAACUACGUGAAGAUGUCGGAGAAUUCAAACACAUUGGCACCUUCGAUCAUCCCUAUCCAGCGACGAAAGUUCUUUGGAUUCCGGACAAAAAGGCCGCUACCCAGACCUGA